GUAAUCUGUCUCCCUCUCCCUCUCCCUCGCGCUCUCCGUGGAGGUGCAAUGGCGUCAUUGGAUGAUUACUCGCAAGACCUCGAAGAGCUUCGCCACCUUCAGUCCAUCGCCAAGCGGCCGCGGGUCCUCUCUCUCAUCUCCGGUGAAAUCGCAGGCCUUGAGAACAAGAUAUUGAAGGCCGCUACACCAGUGCCAAUCGCAAGAACUCCUAAUCCUGCUGCUUCAAACGGCAAGGCCCCAACGGUGAACUACAUUACACUUGGAUCUUUUAGUUGGGAUCAGGAUACCGACAAACUCAAGUUAUAUGUCUCACUGGAGGGUGUGCAUCAGGAAAAGGUUGACGCAGUAUUUAAGGAGAUGUCUGUUGAUGUGAAAUUUCAUGAUGUCCAAGGCAAGAACUAUCGAUGUGCUAUUCCCAAAUUGAACAAGGAAAUAGUGCCUGAAAAAUCGAAGGUUACAGUUAAGCCGAACAAAGUAAUCAUCACAUUGCACAAAGCUUCCAAGGGCAAUUGGAUGGAUUUGCACUUCAAAGAGGAUAAGCUAAAACCAAGUAUGGACAAAGAAAAAGAUCCCAUGGCAGGAAUAAUGGAUCUAAUGAAGAACAUGUAUGAAGAAGGUGAUGAUGAAAUGAAGAAGACCAUUGCGAAAGCGUGGACGGAUGCAAGAUCUGGCAAAGCUGCGGAUCCUAUGUCAAGCUUCCGUUGAGUGGUCUCCUAGUUGCUUGCCUGGUCCUUCUGUUAAAAUCUAAUGCAAAGCUUCUCAUAUCUGUAUCUAGAGCAUAUUUCUUGCAGGUUGCAAAGCUUGAACAAAGUUCAGAUUAUGGCUUAUUUUA
Messenger RNA from Nymphaea colorata (pocket water lily), 832 nucleotides. RefSeq lists its product as uncharacterized. The transcript has 5 exons. The record is from RefSeq and is a predicted model, not a curated record. Lineage: Eukaryota; Viridiplantae; Streptophyta; Magnoliopsida; Nymphaeales; Nymphaeaceae. The coding region runs from base 49 to 705 and encodes 218 amino acids. Gene Ontology annotation, molecular function: tubulin binding; S100 protein binding; ubiquitin protein ligase binding.